AUGAUCUGCUCCCAGCCCUGCAUGAUCAUCAGCAGCCGGGACCCAUUUGCUUUCCUCAUGGGUGGGCAGAGCCUCUGUGCCCUCGCCCAGACCCUGGUCAUCUCUCCAGCCAAGCUGGCCGCCUUGUGGUUUCCCGAGCACCAGAGAGCCACAGCCAACACGAUCGGCACCACGUCAAAACCCCUGGGCAUCCUGGUGGCCAACCUGCUGUCUCCCAGCCUGGUGAAGGAGGAGGAGGACAUCCCCUUGAUGUGCACUCGUGCAUACCCUCCCCUCAGCUGGGCAUCUGCAUCAUCCCUGCUGGCCACUGCUUGAGUCUGGGAGAGCACGCCCCCCACCCCGCCCUGCGCGGGGGCUGUCCACUCCACCUCACAGAAGUGCCUAGCCGGGCUGGAGCUGCUCGCAAGGAACAUGGCCUACGUCAUCUGGCCCCUGGCCGCAUGCUUUGGGGGCAGCAUUGGCAUCUUCUCCAGCUUCUCGUCCCUCCUGGAGCAGAUCCUCUGCGUGAACGGCUACUCCAAUGAAUUUGCAGGCCUCUGUGGGGCUCCCUUCAUUGCGUUUGGGGUCUUGAGGGCACUGCCUCUUGGCCUGUAUGUGGACCGGACCAAGCAUUUCACUGGAGCUGUCAAGAUCGGCCUCUGCCUGACAUCUCUGGUCUGCGUGGCCUUUGCCCUGGUGUCCCAGCUGGGGGGACAGACCGUUGUGCUGGCCGCCACCUGCUCGCUGCUGGGGCUCUGCUUCUCAGCGGCGCCUGUCACCAUGCAGCUGGCUGUCGAGUGCUCCUUCCCUAUCAAAGAGCGACAGGGAGAGUCGGAGAGUGAGAGAGACAGAGACCGAGACCGAGAGCGUGAGAGAGACGGCAGUGGGGUCGGCCGCCAGAGAGACGGCGUGUUGCACGCCCACGUCCCCAGACCUGUGUCCACGCUGCUGAUGGCCGGCCUGUGCGUCCUCUUCAGCUGCCUUGGGGUGCUCUUCCUCCCCACCCCAUACCGGCGCCUGCAGGCCGAGGCCGACGCCAGCCCCUCCAUCCAGGAGGACGGGGACCCCUUCUCCCCCCGCAAGAGACACUCGCUGGCUGGUUGGUGGGUUCACGUUUACUGA
Physeter macrocephalus (sperm whale) is the source of this 1101-nucleotide messenger RNA. RefSeq names its product solute carrier family 49 member 3 (gene SLC49A3). The record is from RefSeq and is a predicted model, not a curated record. Gene Ontology annotation, molecular function: transmembrane transporter activity. Gene Ontology annotation, biological process: transmembrane transport. Lineage: Eukaryota; Metazoa; Chordata; Mammalia; Artiodactyla; Physeteridae. Gene Ontology annotation, cellular component: membrane.